Messenger RNA from Blepharisma stoltei, 968 nucleotides. NCBI's taxonomy places the organism in Eukaryota, Ciliophora, Heterotrichea, Heterotrichida, Blepharismidae. The record is from the annotation of a GenBank genome assembly.
AUGGCUCUAAACCAUACUGUUGACCCAAUUAUAGUCGGUGCAAGUGUUAUUGCUAUCAAAUACGCCGAUGGGAUCCUGAUGUGCACUGAUACACUUGCUUCUUUUGGCUCUAUGGCUCGUUACAAGAAUAUUCCAAGGAUGGCCGCGAUUGGAAAUUCCACUUUGAUUGGUGCAAGCGGCGAAUACUCCGAUUUUCAAGAAAUCAUAAGGCUGCUCAGAGAAAAGGAACAAGAAGACUUCAUCCAGCACGACAACAUCAGUCUCAGCGCAGCUCACUAUGCGUCUUAUCUUAGUUCCAUUCUCUAUGGGAAGCGAAAUAAAGGAAACCCUCUCUACAACUCAGUAGCCAUAGCAGGAAUUAUCAAUGGUCAACAAUACUUACUCCUCCUCCUCUGUGAUCACAUAACUUUUAUAGUUAUUUUUUUCAAAAUUUAAAUAAUACCAAUUCGAAAUAAUUUGAAAGCAAAUAUUAAUUUGUAAAAUAUAUGUCUUAAAAGCAAGCUGUUUAAAUCAAAUAGAAUUAGCUAGAGAUUUCAUUAUACUAAUUAUUACUUAUAUAUCUAUUUUUUCAUAAAAAUUUUUUUGUUCGCUAUAGGAAGGUGGGUUUUUAUCAAAAAAAUAGGGAUUUUUUCAAUGGUUUUUUUUUCGCUCACAGAGGGGAGUUAGCUUAUUUAGAUUUAUACGGCACCCAUGUACUAGCUGAUUACGUUACCACUGGAUUUGCAGCACAUCUUUGUAAGCCUCUUUUGGGAAAUGACUGGAGACCUGAUCUCACCGAGUCUGAAGCCAAACAAUUAGUAGAAGGCUGCAUGAGAACUCUUUGGUACAGAGACGCAAGAGCAAGCAACAGGAUCCAAUUUGCCAAAGUUACAAGAGAAGGGAUUACUUUCGAAGAUCCUUAUGUCCUGCAGAGUGAAUGGGGCUACGACAGCUAUAAAACCUACUCACUUAAUCCACUUUACGCAUAA